UUGGGUUUAGCUUCUACCUGGGUGCGAAGUGACGGUUUUUCAAUUUCAGCUGGUUUGAAGAGAUCUGAACUUAUUAGACGGUUCAAUGCCAACAUACCAUAUACGGGCCUAACGUAUUCUGUAGCUCAAGAAGGAUUCUUCACCGAAAAUAAGGGAAAGGUGAUCGUCGGUGCAUUGGAAGCUGUUCUGGGAGAAUCCUACGACAAGGAUGACCCCAAUUACGUGUAUAAAUGUGAAGCACAAUUGCAAUGUUUGCGACGAUUAUUUGCAUCAAAGAGCGGCUUUCAGGCAUUCACAGAGGUUCCAGGGGUUCGUGAGAAGCUGGGCACUCUGGUGAUCCGUGUACUUUCGUACAAAAACGAGGCUAUUGAUUAUGCAACUGUGGAAGCGCUGUGUGCUUUGAUGCAUCCUAUGCAUAAUCAGUAUGAAUUGCGCACGGAACAGCUGAAUAAGCACAGCUUACUCAGCAGUACAAAAUUCGUGGAACACCUACUUGAUCUCAUUGUCAAUCACGUUGAGCGCGGCACAGGAUGGCUUGUGAUAGCUGCAAUGCUCGAUUUCCUGACGUAUGCCGUAUGUGCACCCUACAGCGAGACAACAGCUGGUGAACAGUUCGAUCAAAUACUGAAGUUGGUAGCCGCUCGAGGUCAAAGUUUCUAUCGCCUUUUCCAGUGUCCUAGCAUGACGAUUGUUAAAGGCGCUGGAAUGGUGAUGCGGGCUAUUAUCGAGGAGUCAGAUGUGGAAACAUCGAAAGCAAUGCAGAUGCUAGCACUCACAGAGGGCGCAUUUUUGACGCAUUUGAGGUUGGCGCUACUGACGACAGGAAAAGAUCUGGAAGUGAGUAUAUUUUACCACGGUGAAACGUUUACCAGCAAUACACAUUAG
This is a messenger RNA of Cooperia oncophora, 885 nucleotides long. The record is from the annotation of a GenBank genome assembly. Lineage: Eukaryota; Metazoa; Nematoda; Chromadorea; Rhabditida; Trichostrongylidae.